Molecule: messenger RNA, 8727 nt
Organism: Cygnus atratus (black swan)
Lineage: Eukaryota; Metazoa; Chordata; Aves; Anseriformes; Anatidae
Gene: PRDM10
Product: PR/SET domain 10
Exons: 24
Coding region: 1843-5454 (1203 amino acids)
Cellular component (GO): nucleus
Molecular function (GO): protein binding
Source: RefSeq, a predicted model, not a curated record
CAAGCAGCUGAAGCCUGAGAAUUGUGGUGUGUGGUGGUAGCAGACAGUGAUAUCAUAGGGACUUCAGAAUACGAAACAUUUGAAAGAAGGCAACGUGAAGAAUGCGGGAACACAUUUAGGAAGCUGAGUAUGGGAGGAAGACAUCGGUUAUUGGAGUGGGUAUCUAGUGGUGAAGCAAGUGGGAGGAGAGGUGACUACAAAGAGCAUCACGUGUAUCUGGAUAAAUCUAAUGAACUUGUCUCUUGUCCUACACAGAAGGCGAAGGACAGAUACAGUGAGAAACACGUGGUUAUUCAAGAAUUUAAAUACACAGAAAGAGGGAACUGCGUCUCCAACCCUGUCCGUGGAGGCCCCCUGUAGGAUGUCAAUACCUCCGGGGGUUCACCUGCACUGGGUGAUUAUCUCCUGGGUUUUGUGGCAUAAGCAGUUAGACUUUUAGCUACUUACGUGAUGCACUGAGAGAACAGCAUGGUUGCACCGUGCUGGCAUGCUUUUGACAAGUGCCGUUGCUAUUUUGGCACUCGGGCAAUGUCCUUUCUGUUGCACGCCGUAGCAGAGGGCUGGCCUUGGAGAUCCAAGAGGCCUCUUGCACUGUUGCUGUGAUGAUGGAUGUGAUGCAAGGAUAUGGGUAGAUCGACUCAUUAUGCGCAAUUUGAGUAAAGAGUGAGUUUGUGUUUGGCUGAGUUCUUCUAUUUAUUAUAUGACUAAAUAAAUUGAAGCCAUUUUUCCUUUUGUGGCAAUAAAUAAUCUCCGCUGCCCCAGCCUGGUGUAUGAUUUCCAUUUCUAACUCACCAGUAAAACAUAAAUAUUGGGCUCGUAUAUUACCUGAUUAUUAACAGUCAGCCAAAAUGCACGGGGGCCAGAGUUCCUUGAAACAAUAUGUGCUUUUGAUGAAUGAGGAUGCAGAGGAAGAGACAGCAGUCGUGACUCAGUAGUCAAUGAGGUUAGAAACCCAGCGUGCUUCCCAGCCCUCCUGCUGCAAUGAAAGCAUCUUCUUGCCAAGGGAUCUCAGGAAAUGCACCAACUCUGCCUUCUAGGCAGGCUGGGGUAAUUAACUUAAGUGUGGGAUGUAGCUUUUGCAGACACAUGUGAUGUUCCUUUUGAGCAUCAUAAAUCAUUUUCAUAUUAAAAGCUGGAGGAAGACCCACGGCCAUAAAACCCCUUUUGUAACAAUCUUGCUGUCCUUGCAUGUGGUUAACAUUGAAGAAGGGUGGUCAGUGAGCUCAGUGCUUAAAGGAUUAAGCUAAUAGUCGCUGCUGUUAUUGCUGCAGGGAACCCCAGUCUAUAUGCGAGCCUCUUUUACACUAGGGAGUAAAUCACAUUAGCUGCUUUAUGCACCAUUAUUGUAAAGUGGAUUCUCAUUUGAGAUACUGCAGUGGCUUUAUGGCUCCCCGAGAAGGGAAGCGGACUUUUCCCCUUGCCCAGCUUUAAUAUUCCCCUGUUCUUGUCAUCUCAGGGAAGGAACAAGAAUGGAUGUUUGGCAGCCACUGGCUCGGGUGCUUUCUCAGCACAGAGGUCGCUGCAGGUGAAGCCCCCGGAGCUUUUGUCUGUGUAUCUUCUCGUAGAGUCCCAUCGUUGAGAGAAAGCUUCCUUCCCUAACAGCAGGGAUGCAAGGAAAUACAGUUGUGUGAUCACCUACACCCGGUGGAGUGAGUGAUGGAGUUGGGUGAAAGUGAUAGGAUUAGAUAGGAGGAAAUCCCUGAAUUAAUCCUCAACAACACAGCUUUGAGAUCGCUGGAUGAAAGCCAUGUUACUGAAGAUCCCCUUGUCUUCUGGAAGGAGAAACACGGAGAAGAGAUGAAUCUACUCAGCCAGACAUUCCUCCAGUAGAUACUUCUCACCAUGGAGCACCACAGCAGGGAGGAGAUGGACUCAAAAGAGGAAAGUCCUCAGGUGUGGCCUGACUCUGCUGAGCAGGAGCAGAAUACUGCUCAGGUGCACUUUGUCCCUGAAGGAGGGGCAGUGGCACAGAUUGUGUACAGCGAUGAGCAGGACCGUCCCUCGCAGCAGGUGGUCUACACGGCGGAUGGCACCUCCUACACCUCCGUGGACACCUCGGAGCACACGCUAGUUUACAUCCAUCCUGUGGAAGCUACGCAGACUCUGUUUACAGAUCCCUCCCAAGUGGCUUACGUCCAACAGGAUGCCACUACACAGCAGGUAACUGUGCUCUUGCCUGCUGCUGCUCAGAGCAUGAAUCCCACCAACCUGUCUGUGCUUGGCAGCGUUGCUGAAUCCCCCCAGCAAAUGGCUCUGGAGCAGGGUCAACAAGCAGAUAGAGCAUCGUUACCGGUGCAUAACCAGGUGUUACCUCCUAUGGAGGCGGUGGAUGGUUCUGACCCUUUAGCACCUCUGCAGAAUCAGAUGGGAAGGAUGGAAACAAAAGAGGAAGAUGACGAGGAUGAAGAUGAGGAUGAAGAUGGGGAAGACACUGACAUGGAUGAAUGGGACCCAGAUCCACCUCGACCCUUUGAUCCCAAUGAUCUGUGGUGUGAAGAGUGUAAUAACGCACAUCCCUCGGUGUGUCCGAAACAUGGACCUCUGCAUCCAAUCCCAAACCGGCCUGUGCUGACUAGGGCAAGAGCCAGUCUCCCCUUGGUGCUCUAUAUAGACAGGUUUUUGGGAGGCGUGUUCUCCAAAAGGCGUAUCCCCAAACGCACACAGUUUGGACCUGUGGAAGGACCUCUGGUUAGACAAACUGAACUCAAAGACUGCUAUAUCCAUCUGAAGGUGUCUCUUGAUAAGGGUGACAGAAAAGACAGAGAUUUGCAAGAGGACCUGUGGUUUGAACUUUCUAGUGAGGCUCUUUGUAACUGGAUGAUGUUUGUGCGUCCAGCUCAAAACCAUUUGGAGCAGAACCUGGUUGCGUAUCAGUACGGCCACCAUAUUUAUUACACAACCAUUAAAAAUGUGGAGCCCAAACAGGAACUCAAGGUGUGGUACGCUGCCUCGUACGCAGAAUUUGUGAACCAGAAGAUCCAUGACAUAUCUGAGGAGGAAAGGAAGGUUCUCAGAGAGCAAGAGAAGAACUGGCCGUGUUAUGAGUGCAACCGUCGCUUCAUGAGCUCAGAGCAACUCCAGCAGCACCUUAACUCCCAUGAUGAGAAGCUGGACUUCUUCAGCAGAGCCAGAGGCAGAGGUCGUGGGCGAGGAAAGAGGAGGUUUGGACCAGGCAGACGCCCAGGGCGCCCUCCCAAAUUCAUGCGUAUGGAAGUAACCAGUGAAAAUGGAGAAAAGUGUGAAGAAGGAACACAGGACUUGCUGCAUUUUUCCAGCAAGGGGCAGUUUGAUGAGGCCGGACAAGCAACACUGAAUGGGUUGGAGCAGCAGGAGCAGACUCCAGUGCCAUCAGAGACACAGUCGGCACUGGAGCAGCAGUCAGAAAACCACCCACUACAGAUCCAGCCGCAGCACGAUGAGAGCACGGUGCCUACACAGAGCACCAUGACAGCAGAUGACAUGAGGCGAGCAAAACGUAUCAGGAAUGCAGCUCUUCAGCACCUGUUUAUCCGGAAAUCCUUUCGCCCGUUCAAAUGCCUCCAGUGCGGGAAGGCGUUCCGGGAAAAGGACAAACUGGAUCAGCACUUGCGGUUUCAUGGACGGGAGGGGAACUGCCCUUUGACUUGUGACAUCUGCAACAAGGGCUUCAUCAACAGUGGUGCUCUUGAGAGCCACAUGAAGUUCCACAUGGAUCAGAAAACGUACUCCUGCAUUUUCUGUCCUGAGUCCUUUGACCGCUUGGAUCUGCUUAAAGAUCAUGUGGCCAUCCACGUUAACGAUGGGUAUUUCACCUGCCCUACCUGCAAAAAGCGCUUUCCAGAUUUUAUCCAGGUCAAGAAACACGUACGCAGUUUCCAUUCAGAAAAGAUUUAUCAGUGCACAGAAUGUGACAAGGCUUUCUGCCGUCCUGACAAGCUGCGCCUCCAUAUGUUGCGACACUCAGACCGCAAAGACUUCCUGUGCUCCACGUGUGGCAAGCAGUUCAAGAGGAAAGACAAACUGCGAGAGCACAUGCAGAGGAUGCAUAACCCAGAAAGGGAGGCCAAGAAAGCUGACCGAAUCAGCCGCUCAAAAACUUUCAAGCCUCGCAUAGCUUCCACUGACUAUGAAAGCUUCAUGUUCAAGUGCCGCCUGUGCAUGAUGGGUUUCCGCCGGAGGGGAAUGUUGGUGAAUCAUUUAUCAAAGAGACAUCCAGACAUGAAAAUAGAAGAGGUGCCAGAGCUCACGUUGCCCAUCAUCAAACCCAACAGAGAUUAUUUCUGUCAGUACUGUGAUAAGGUGUACAAAAGUGCCAGCAAGCGCAAAGCGCAUAUCCUGAAGAACCAUCCUGGUGCUGAGCUACCUCCAAGCAUCCGGAAGCUGCGCCCUGCAGGCCCAGGAGAGCCAGAUCCCAUGCUGAGCACCCACACUCAGCUGACAGGCACUAUAGCCACCCCUCCGGUCUGCUGUCCUCAUUGUUCCAAACAGUACAGCAGUAAGACGAAGAUGGUACAGCACAUUCGCAAGAAGCACCCGGAGUUUGCUCAGCUCCCUAACACAAUACAUGCCCCGCUGGCGACAGCUGUCAUCAGCUCCACUCCUGCCGUUCUAACCACUGACAGCACUACUGGAGAGACUGUUGUGACAACAGAUUUACUGACGCAAGCGAUGACGGAGCUGUCCCAGACCCUCACAACAGACUAUCGAACUCCCCAGGGAGAUUACCAGCGGAUCCAGUACAUCCCUGUGUCUCAGUCCACGACAGGCUUGCAACAGCCUCAGCACAUACAGCUGCAGGUUGUUCAAGUGGCCCAGGCUACCUCACCUCACCAGUCCCAGCACUCCACAGUAGAUGUUGGGCAGCUUCAUGACCCCCAGACGUACACACAGCAUGCCAUCCAGGUGCAGCACAUCCAGGUCACAGAGCCAUCAUCAGCAACUCAGCCAUCAUCACAGGUUGGGGGUCAACCUAUGAGUCCCUCCUCACAACAAUCUCAGCAGGAACUUAGCCCCUCGCAGAUGCAGACAGCUACAUCUACACAAAACCAAUCCCUCCAGCAGCAGCAAGGGUCUUCAGUCCAGCACACAUAUCUUCCCAGCACAUGGAACUCAUUUCGGAGCUACUCAUCUGAGAUUCAGAUGAUGGCCAUUCCUCAAGGCCAGUAUGUGAUCACAGAGACAGCUGUAGGUACACCUGUCACCACUGUCAACACAGGGCAAGUGAAAGCAGUUACUCAGACUCACUAUGUGAUAUCUGAAGGUCAACCUGAUUUGGAUGUCAAACAAAACUCUUCGCUCUCCAGUGAGGUACAGGUUGGUGUUUCCCAGCCACCAGCCCAUGCUGAUACGUUGGAAUCUCAAACGAGUAAUCAGCAGCAAACAACCCAGUACAUAAUCACUACAACCACCAAUGGGAAUGGGGGCAGUGAAGUGCACAUCACUAAACCAAGAACUUUCUCAGCAGAACAUGAAUGAAGAAGCCUUGCAUUGUCAUUUGCUUGUACUUUCCACCUCCCCCAGAAGCCCAAAUAUAUGGGUAUCCUGGAGCUCAAUAUGUUUUAAAGUAUAUGCUCACUUAACUUCAACUAAAAUAUUGGAGCUCUUCUUAAUGCUUUAAGAGGGUUGAAGUCCUCAGUGACCAUGAAGAAGUACUCUCAAAAUCCUUCUGGGAUACUAUUUUAUGCAGCUUUUAACAAAAAGGACAAAAGGAGAAAUUAAACCUGCUUGCCCUGGACUUUUUUGGCAUGUCUGCUGACCCUUGUUUCUUCCUUCAGGGAAGUGUCUCUGGUAAACAACUCUUAUUUCAACUGGAAGGGAAAAGCUUGCCCAACUGAAGGCUAAUUGGCAGAUUAUGUUGUAUGUGUAUUUUUAAUAGGAGCUGUUAAACAAGAGUAUGGCAGAACCGCUUCUUCUGUCUUUGUUUCAACAGCCAAGGUGAAAGGGAAUAUAUGCUUGAGAGCAGACUGCCUGAAGAAAAAGGGCAGCAGCAAAGCAAUGACUGUGUAUGUGUGUGGGGAUGGAUAUAGCAAUGAAGCUGUGAAGACGUGCAGAAGCAGUCCAUUAAAUUAUUAUUUUUCCAACCCCUCAAACUGUUUACAUGCUGUCUCCCCUGCCCUACUUUACCAAGCAGUUCCAGAAGAAGGAAAAGUGCAGUCUUAACCCCAUGUUUGGAACAAACUGAUCAAAACCCUAGCAGCACAUAAUGGUAAUACAGAGCUACUGUUAUCUCUUUUCCCCUCCAGAGUUUGCAGGGAAAAUUGCCUUUUUGCCUGUAAACAAAAAAGUUUCACCUUAGCCUGCAUAGCAGCUUCUGCUGUGACCUCUAGCGAUAGUUGUGCCAGGAGAAGCAGGUACAGGAGUACACCUCUGAAGAUGCAGGGUAGUUAUCUCUGUUGCCACCUCAAAGUGGAUGUAUUUUUCUCUUGAAGACUGAAUGGAGAGUUGGUUAUGCUGAUUUUCCAAACACCUUGUUAACAAUGCACUGUAAUUCCUUUGGACAGUUUCAUAAAAUGACCAGCCUUGGACUCAGGAAACACGUACAAGAAAAACACCAAUGGACCACUAUUUAUGGGACACAGAAAGCCAUCUGCAAGAGUUGCCUGCUUUGGUAGACCUGGUCUACGUACAGAACUCAUGUUAUUCUUAGGGACCAGGAGAAAGGGAAAGUUUUAUCUUUUAAGGCAGUGUAUUUUUUUCUUACAUAAUUCCCCUUCAUGGGUCUUGUUGGUUGGUUAUUUAAUGCAUUCUGGUAUUUGCAAGAAUAUGACUACAUCUCCAUUUACUGUUGAUGGGAUAUACUGUUUGUGUCUAAACCUCCAUUCACUCUGCUUGAAACCUCAUCCCAGAAUGUCAGUGCACCAUAGGAUACAUUUAUUUAUAAAACAAAAGCAAAUAAGUAAGUUUUGUCUUAAUGGCCCUUGAGAAAGGCCAGAAGAACUAAGAGAGGAUCUGUUUUUUUUUUUUUUUUAAAUUAAUUUCUUCUUAAAUUGCAUCGAGCGUGAAUCUGGAACUCUUGUGUUUGUACUCCCACAGAUUGAGAUGAGGAUUAACCAUGUGAGUAGGUGUUACACAUGUUUACAGGUUGUGGUGUCAGGCCUUACAGAGUUAAAGCUCUUAGACAUGAGAGAACACUCAGACUCAAAAAGUGGAUGUCUUGUUACUUGCUGGCAAAGCCUUGUAGCAUGUAUUGCUUCAGUAAAUAACAUUUUAAAUAUGGUAUGGAAAUAGUGACUGCACAUGAUGAGGUAAAUCCUGUUUAAAAUAUUGGACAGCUCAGAACUGUUUCAAGGUAGCUUGAAGUGAGUUGCCAAAACAUAGAUUAAUUUGUGCCUGGGAUUUCUCUUCUCUUACUGCAACCACUGUACUGGGGCAUUAACUAACAACUGCGGCAUUAACAAGAUUGGUAAAAGUUAAUGAAGACCUGAGCUCCCAUUUAGUGUAGUGCAGUGAUGAGUCCUUCAGUUCAAUGGAUUUGGGAGGUCAUCUACUUUAGCAAUGCAGCCAAGCAACUGCAGUUGUCCUUGAUUCAUUUGAAGUCAUGUUGCUGAGCACUUCUGAGUAACAGGCCAUUACAAUGUUCGUCUGGGCGAGCAGAAGGGAGCUCUUGGUUUUGGCUUUGCCUUGUGGCAUCUUUUUCAAGAAAAGGGUCUGUUUUCAGACUGCUAGAUUAAUAACACGAAUCAAAUGUGGUACGAGUAAUAGGAAAAUGGGAAACCUGGAAAUGGGAUAUUGCAAAUGCACACUGUUCUACAGGAGCAUUUUUUAAGUCUUAAAAGCUCUAUAGUCUUUAGAGAUGAUCAAACUUUGUCUUUAACGAUAUUGCAAAUGUGGGAUAAAACAAAAAAACUUUGUUAUAUUCAACUUUGUCAGAAAGGAUCACAGAAUGAGGUUGCUUGUUCUUGUACCAGUUAUUUAAAGCUGAAAACUACAGGGUGUUCCAGAAAACAAUUGUAAAACAGCGUCUUUGAACUCACAUGUUCCUUGUCAGAGUUUCUGCUCUGUCCCACAGUAACAGUAGUAUACUUAUCCAUCAGCUUGACACCAGCAUUAAGUGAUUCACUGUGUCUUAAGUCAAACUGAUGCCUCAUUGGGGGAGAAGCGUCCCUGGAAAUCAAGCAUUGUGAGUUCUCAUUCCAAAGUAAUAAAAUAUAGUGAUUACCCAGACUGGGGGAGAGAGCAGAACAGCCCCACAGCACAGCUGUGCUACAGGGACUGCUUUUAAAAAGAAGACAAAAGCAAAACACAACAAAAAUAGCCAAGUUUGCUUUUUUUUUUCCAGUUUCUGCAGUGCAGAAGGCAUAGGAUUUACUAUAUUUUAUUCUUUUUUUUUUUUUUUUUUUUUUAAACCAGAACCACCCCAAACAUCUGUCUCUUAAAAUAAUGUCCUACUGGAGCUUAACGCUGCAGUACUCUGCUACCUGCACAGGGCACGUUUUGCUCAAAGAUGGGAAUUGCCAUGGGCCCUUCUGGGGCCUCAGGCUUUUCUGUGUAGGUGUUUUAGGUCAGUUUCUGUACCCCCACCCCGUUAAAAAUUAAAAUUUAAAAAAAAAUUUACGCCUCUCAGACUGCUCGGGCACUUGGGACAAAACGUGGCUGUUUCCAUGGGAUGCUGCAGUGGCUGUCCCACAUCGCUCUGCCCGCUGUUAUUUAAAUGUGUAUGUUUAUUGUACAUUCAGUGACUGUUCUAGUGUUAAUAGUCUUGUGCUACCUGGCAGGUGUAAAAACGAAAUUAAUAAAUUUCUUUUUUUU